Aspergillus puulaauensis is the source of this 2208-nucleotide messenger RNA. RefSeq names its product terpene cyclase/mutase family protein. The coding region runs from base 1 to 2208 and encodes 735 amino acids. The record is from RefSeq and is a predicted model, not a curated record. The transcript has 4 exons. Gene Ontology annotation, molecular function: lanosterol synthase activity. Gene Ontology annotation, cellular component: lipid droplet. Gene Ontology annotation, biological process: ergosterol biosynthetic process; triterpenoid biosynthetic process. Lineage: Eukaryota; Fungi; Ascomycota; Eurotiomycetes; Eurotiales; Aspergillaceae.
AUGUUAGGCGACCACAUUGCGCCCUGGCGAACAGAAUCGCAGGGCCAUCUUUCCCCUGACGCGAACAACGACUUAAAGACCGACUAUUCAAAAUGGCGACUCCUAGACGACGAUGGCCGCCAAACAUGGCACUAUCUUGAAUCCGAUGAGCAAAAUAAGGAGUGGCCCCAAUCAACUGCUGACAAGUACUUUCUGGGUCUUCCUACGGGACUUCCCGAGCUGCCAAAAGCAAAGAAUCCUUUGCAGUGCGCAGAAAAUGGCUUAGAAUUCUUUUCCAAGCUGCAACUGCCUCCAGGUAACUGGGCAUGCGAAUAUGGAGGCCCAAUGUUUCUGCUCCCAGGGCUGAUCAUCACCUAUUAUGUCACCAACACUCCAAUUCCUCCGGAGUACGCGACUGAGAUCAGAAGAUACCUCUUCGCUCGACAACAUCCGGAAGAUGGCGGUUGGGGCCUGCACAUUGAGGCUCAUAGCUCUGUAUUUGGCACGAGCAUGAAUUACGUUGUGCUGCGUAUUCUAGGUGUCAAUGAAGACGAUCCUCGGAUGAUCAAAGCCCGCGGGCUAUUACAUAGCUUUGGGGGCGCCAUAUAUGGGCCUCACUGGGCCAAGUUUUGGCUCAGUAUCCUUGGCGUCAUGGAUUGGGACUGUGUCAACCCCGUUCCUCCUGAGAUCUGGUUACUUCCUGACUGGGUACCCUUCGCCCCCUGGCGCUGGUGGAUCCAUAUGCGCCAGGUCUUUUUGCCCAUGUCGUAUUUGUGGUCUAAAAAGUUCACGUGCCCAUUGACUCCGCUCACGAAACAGCUAAGGGAGGAAUUGUACACGCAGCCCUACGGCUCGAUAGAUUUCGCCAGUCACCGAAACUCAAUUCACAAAGCCGACAACUAUUACCCUAAAACAUGGCUUCUGAACACCCUUAAUUCACUACUUGUGAAUGUUUGGAAUCCUGUCCUUCGUAUAUCAGCCAUAGUCAAUCGCGCAGAGGAUUGGACAUGGGAGCUGAUUCGCAUGGAAGACGAGAAUACGGACUAUGCCGGCCUCGGACCCGUUAACAACCCAAUGAACAUGAUUGCGUGCUAUAUCCAUGAUGGACCAGAUAGUUACUCGGUUCGCCGACAUCGAGAGCGCCUGAACGACUACAUGUGGAUGAAGGGUGAAGGCAUGCUAAUGAAUGGCACUAAUGGUGUUCAAGUUUGGGAUACCUCUUUUAUCACACAAGCUAUCGUCGUUGCAGGGUUUGCUGAUGAUCCGAAAUGGCGCCCAAUGCUUACCAAAGCCCUGGAGUUUUUAGACGCACACCAACUUCGAGAGAACGUCCCCGACCAAGAAAAGUGCUAUCGCCAGCACCGGAAGGGGGCAUGGCCAUUCAGCAACAAAACUCAGGGGUAUACCGUCAGCGACUGCACUGCGGAGGGUCUACGGUCGUCAAUCCAACUCCAGGAAAUGCAUAAUUUCCCGAAAAUAAUUUCCGACGAACGUCUUAAGGAUAGUGUGGAUUGCUUGCUUCUAAUGCAGAACCCCUCUGGUGGCUUCACCGAAUACGAGACGACCCGUGGCUCUACAAAGAUUGAAUGGCUAAACGCCGCUGAAGUAUUCGGUGGUAUUAUGAUUGGUUAUGACUACCCCGAAUGUACUACUGCCUCGGUUACGGCCCUUUCCCUGUUCAGCAGAUUCUAUCCCAGCUACCGUGCGGAAGAGAUCAAGGCAGCGAAGGCCAAAGCAGUGAAAUACAUUAAGCGCGUACAAAGAGCUGAUGGUAGCUGGUAUGGGUCUUGGGGGAUCUGCUUCACGUAUGCUGCUUUGUUCGCUCUGGAAAGUCUCGCAAGCAUCGGGGAGACAUAUGAGACUAGCGAAAACUCUCGCCGCGGCUGCGAGUUUUUAAUCUCGAAGCAGAAGGAAGACGGAGGAUGGGGAGAAUCGUACCUCAGCAGUGAGAAACACGUCUAUGUCCAACACGAGAAAUCCCAGGUAUGCCAGACGGCUUGGGCCUGUCUCGCUCUGAUGGAAGCGGGAUAUCCACAUAAGGAACCGCUCCAGAAGGCAAUGAAGCUCAUGAUGUCCCGACAACAACCCAACGGCGAAUGGCUGCAAGAGUCCAUUGAGGGAGUGUUCAACCAGUCUUGCAUGAUCUCAUACCCCAACUACAAGUUCUACUGGCCUAUCCGCGCCCUGGGCUUGUACAGUAGGAAGUUUGGAAAUGAAGAGCUGCAAUAG